GUGAGCUCGCACUUCUAUAUAAAAGCUGAUAACUGCAAGCUUUUGGCCAUAAAUUUAACAAAAUCAGUUCAAGUAGUCGAAGAGCUCGCAUCAAGAAGUAAAGCACGCAGAAGAACAAAUCUUUAGAUUAAAUGCGAAAGUUGAAGAUUUUGCGUGAUAUAGAGCUUCCUAUAUGUUUAAUUAAAAUCGGCAUAUCGGAUUUGUUUUAAAAUCUAUCUGGACUUUCCGUGCGCUUAUUAGAAAUUUGUUUUGCAUGAAUCUGUAAGUUAUAUUUCAUGCAAAUGCUCAAAAUUUGUGAUCACAAAGUGAGACGAAAAGCGAAAAACGCGGCAUCCUUUCAAUAGCCCUCUCCGAGCGGAAUGAAAGAUUUUAAAGUGGAAUAGUUUGCUGAGGAGUAACUGAUAUUCAAACCACGCUCGCGCGUUUGAACGCCCACCGUUUAGCUGCCAUACUUUUUAAUUAAAGUUCGUGGGAAAAAGCCAGUUUGAGAGAAAUUUAAACCCGGAUUUAACUUGGAUUGAGGAAAAUGAACGAAACAAUCACUCUAUCAGCGUUACCAAAGUCAAGCGAUAACACGAGGACAGUGACAAAAGUGAUCUUCUCUUUGACAGCGACAUUAGCACUGAUUGGGAACCUCAUGGUCUUAGUUCUACUUUUUCGUUUUCCAAAGUGGUUAAAAAAGAAACACUAUCAGUGCAUCCUGAAUCUCGCCGUGACAGAUAUUUUGACCGCAAUAUCCUUGCUUGUCGUGCCUAAGUUUGUACAAGACCCGGAUUCCUAUACAGUUCCGUUAGGUUACAAUUCAAGAGAAUUCUAUUGCCGAAUUGUCUGGUCGCAUUUCAUUCCAUUCUCCUUGGGAAUCACGUCCGUAUACACCUGCCUUGUUCUCGCGAUAGAAAGAUGGUUCGCCGUAAUUCGGCCGGUUUUUUACAAAGAGAAGUUCGGAGUGCGGACAAUGCAAAUAUUGAUCAUCUGCAGUUGGAUUGCCGGAAUAGCGUUUGAAUCACCCGUAAUCGCCCGCGUCGAAGGAUAUCAGAAACCUAACGACACAAAGGCGCAUUGUAGAUGGACUGUCGAGACAAAUAAGCAAAAGUCAUGGGCUUUGGCGAUAUUUCUCUUUGCCGGACAAACUUUUAUUCCAUGCUGCCUUAUCGUAUUGGCUUAUGCUCAUGUCUUUAUCAGAUUUAAAGACGAAAGAAUGUAUCCAGUUGCCGCAAGAAAAGCUUUAACAGGCUCUUCAAGCGACCACCAGUCUUCGAAUCACGUCCUUAAGCGAGCAACGAUAAUGAUGGCAGUUGCAUCGUUGGUUCUAAUUAUUUGUUGGCUACCAAACCAAAUCUAUUUCCUGUUCGCUCAACUUGGCUAUUUUGAACUGAAGCCAAGUGUUCCCGUCAGAGUUGUCGGUGUUCUUGUUUUCUCGAAUUCCUUUGUGAACCCCAUAAUAUACGGCUUCAUGAACAAAAGCUUUCGUAAAGGAUAUAGAAAGAUGAUUAUGCCUUGGUUGAACACCUAAUGUAAAAGUUCGUGGUUUACAUUACUACUAUUGUUCCAUUUCACUUCAGUUGGUAUACCGCCAUAUCUCUUCUGUUUACACUCCCCAAAGAUCACUCCAUCACUUCUGAGUUCUCGAUGGAGCUGAUAAUAAGGUAUGAGGUGGAUCAAGGGUCAUAGAUAAAUUAUCAUCUAUAUAAAAACAUAUAACAAGCACGCCUUCAGCUUAGUUUUUAGGUCUGUAAGGUCGAAACCAAUCUAUACAGUGUCAGUAAAAACACCGUUUGCGUUAAUUCGUGCACCUAUAUGCGUAUUCGAACGUAAAUACACGAAACCACUACGAAGCCAAUAGUUGUUUUAUUUACAAGUAAGACUGAUUUAAACUAUAAAUACAUUGAUUUUUACUUUCUCGCUAAUUUAGCAACUAAAUGGAGCAUAAUUGGACAAUUGUCGUAUUUUUAAUCUCUAAUGUAUAACAUACAUCAAGCUUAAGAUUGACAAAUUAUUUAGUCAUGUACCUGUUGCAGUCGAAAUUGCUUGUGAAAAUAAAUGGUUUUUAUAGUCACAUGCAGGACACUUUUCUAUUAGACAUUCACUCCAUCACGCUUCGUCCAUUUUUAUACAAAAUACGCAUGCAUGUGUUAACAUGCAUUGUUGCCAUGGAUAUUGCAUGAUUGACACCCAUUUAUAAGUGAUGUUGCACGCACAGAAUUAUGGCAAAUGUUAUUAAUGACAAUGUUGUCGUGCACUUUUAAUCCUGAUGUUUGGCAAAUAUA
Molecule: messenger RNA, 2267 nt
Organism: Dendronephthya gigantea
Lineage: Eukaryota; Metazoa; Cnidaria; Anthozoa; Malacalcyonacea; Nephtheidae
Product: mu-type opioid receptor-like
Exons: 3
Coding region: 527-1513 (328 amino acids)
Biological process (GO): G protein-coupled receptor signaling pathway
Cellular component (GO): membrane
Molecular function (GO): G protein-coupled receptor activity
Source: RefSeq, a predicted model, not a curated record